Messenger RNA from Aegilops tauschii subsp. strangulata, 2161 nucleotides. RefSeq names its product plastidial pyruvate kinase 2. Lineage: Eukaryota; Viridiplantae; Streptophyta; Magnoliopsida; Poales; Poaceae. Gene Ontology annotation, biological process: glycolytic process. The record is from RefSeq and is a predicted model, not a curated record. Gene Ontology annotation, molecular function: magnesium ion binding; pyruvate kinase activity; potassium ion binding.
CUUAAACCCAAACCCGUCUGCCAUCUGCACUGCUCACGGCACAGGCACACGACUCGCACGCCUCACUACCUCAUCUCCAACUCUGAAUCCAGAUGGCGCAGGUGGUGGCGGCAGCGGGCGCGGCGGGAGCGGCCAGGCCGCUCGGCGGCGCAUCUGGGGCCGACUCGCUCCGGCCCGUGGCGAGGCUGCCCUUCGGCCCGCGCGACGCGAGGGAAAGGUGGAGCGGGAGCGUGGCCUCCAGGGGUCGACGUGAGCACCCGGUCGCCUCGGUGAUUAGCGCCGAUGCCGAGGUGAUGCCGGUGUCGGCCGACGACGACGCGGUCGUCAAGGAAGAAGAAAAUUUCCAGCAUCUUAAGGCUGUCCAGCAACUAGCAACAGCAGCCAAUGGUGUGUGGUCUAAACCAAAUGUUAGGCGCAAGACAAAGAUUGUGUGCACAAUUGGUCCCUCAACUAACACGAGAGAGAUGAUCUGGAACCUUGCCGAGGCUGGCAUGAAUGUGGCUCGGCUUAAUAUGUCACAUGGAGACCAUGCAUCACACCAGAAAGUUAUUGACUUGGUGAAGGAGUAUAAUGCUCAAACGAAGGACAACGUGAUUGCGCUUAUGGUUGACACCAAGGGCCCAGAAGUUAGGAGUGGAGAUUUGCCCCAGCCUAUAUUCUUGGAAACUGGCCAGGAAUUCACCUUCACAAUUAAGAGAGGGGUUGGGACUGAGACAUGUGUUAGUGUUAACUAUGAUGACUUUGUUAAUGAUGUAGAAGCCGGUGACAUGCUCCUUGUGGAUGGAGGAAUGAUGUCAUUUCUGGUCAAAUCAAAAACCGAAGAUUCUGUAAAAUGUGAAGUUAUUGAUGGAGGUGAAUUAAAAUCCAGGCGUCACCUGAAUGUCCGUGGCAAGAGUGCAACCUUGCCAUCAAUCACCGAUAAGGACUGGGAUGAUAUUAAGUUUGGAGUGGAAAAUCAGGUUGACUACUAUGCUGUUUCUUUCGUCAAAGAUGCUCAAGUUGUGCAUGAAUUGAAGGAUUAUCUCAGAAGCUCGAAUGCGGAUAUACACGUAAUUGUGAAAAUUGAAAGUGCAGAUUCUAUUCCAAACUUACAUUCAAUCAUUACAGCAUCUGAUGGGGCUAUGGUUGCCAGGGGUGAUUUGGGGGCUGAACUUCCUAUCGAGGAGGUACCAUUGCUGCAGGAAGAAAUUAUUAGAAUGUGCAGAAGCAUGGGAAAAGCUGUCAUUGUCGCCACUAAUAUGCUGGAAAGCAUGAUCGUUCAUCCAACUCCAACCCGUGCAGAAGUUUCAGACAUUGCUAUAGCUGUUCGGGAAGGUGCUGAUGCAGUUAUGCUUUCUGGGGAAACUGCACAUGGAAAAUUUCCCUUGAAAGCUGUCAAGGUCAUGCAUACUGUUGCACUAAGAACUGAAGCAACUAUUAUUGGCGGGGAAACACCGUCUAACCUUGGUCAGGUGUUCAAGAACCACAUGAGCGAAAUGUUUGCCUACCAUUCAACAAUGAUGUCCAAUACACUUGGUACAUCAAUUGUGGUUUUCACAAGGACGGGAUUUAUGUCUAUCCUACUUAGCCAUUACCGGCCAUCUGGCACCAUAUUUGCCUUCACAGAUCAGGAGAUAGUUAGACAACGACUGGCUUUGUACCAAGGUGUAUGUCCAGUUCACAUGGAAUUUUCUGAUUGUGCUGAGAAGACAUUUGCUGAUGCUUUAUCUUACUUGCUGAAGCAUGGUAUGGUGAAGGAAGGUGAGGAGGUUGCACUCGUUCAGAGUGGCAGACAACCCAUCUGGAGGUCGCAGUCCACCCACAAUAUUCAGGUUAGGAAGGUUUGAUGAGGAAUGCCCAUUUGCACGACCAGUAACGGAGGUAUUUGCUGUGAUUGGGGCAAACACGAAGGUCCGGUUAUGAUGCCAUGCCGGCAUUACUGUCCUUGAGCCAUGAGCUUGAUAGCAUGUGUACUACGUAGAUUUGUUGUUUGAGAGCGAGUGUUGUGAUUCUAUUCUCUCUUUCUAUUCUCUCUUGCUGUUUACUACUCUUGCGUGUAAAAUGAUUCAGACCAAUCAUUUCCUCUGUCUGUUUUUAGCUGUAGCUUGGGAGUGCUGUAGGGUUCUUUAUUUUGUAAAACAAUUUAUGCAUUAAUACAUUACAAGGACUUGUUCGACAGGAA